GUCUGAUGUCGUGACCCGGAUCUUCCGGAGGAUAAGAAGUUAAGGAGAUUCUCCGUCUACCUACUAGGUCAUCAUCCGUUGAACGAUCACGACCGACCACGGUCGAUAUGCGGAUUUAGUGCCGCUUGUAAAGAUAGUCUGGGUCUAGAUGCCCCGUGACCUAGGUCCUUUUGCCAAAAACGCGUCAGUGGUAACGGGAAUUGAACGGCUGGAAAGAGAUGAGACUCUUUGCGCGACUGUCCCAGAUCCCUGUCCUACAAAUCUAUAUUUAAGACGUUCUGUACUCUAGGUGUUAUGGUAGACCUGUCUCUAUAUUUACUAUCUUCUAAAUUGAUGUAAAAUCUUAUAUUACAUCACUAAUCACUAUGGCUUUAAAGUCGAUUAAUGCCUUAGCUUUGGCAGAACAGCUGGAGAACUUAGUCGAGGAUAUCAACAGAAACUCCAUCUCGUUGAAGGAUGAGGACCGGCAUAGGUUGUGUGAGGCAGCUAGAAAGUUGAACUGGGCACUAGAAGCACCGGGUGAUACUGUUCAUAGGGUUAUAUACUCGCCAUUCCAACUUCCCCUAGCCACUGUCGGCGUCGAGACACGAAUCUUCGAAGUUUUAUCAGGGAUUGACGGAACUACUACCAACGUAGAAUUGGCGAAGAAAGUCAAUGUCGACCCUGCUAUGCUCAAAAGAUUACUACGGUAUUAUCAAUCUUUCGGGUUUAUAUCCCAACCAAGCGACGAUGCUUACGGGGCCAACAAUAUGACAAAGGCCAUGGCAUCGCUAGGAGCGCGUGCUGCUUGUCCGGUUCACUUGGAAAAGUUUGUUUCCAUAUACAACGCACUUCCAGAAUUCCUCAAGAAGAAAGGGUAUUCCAACAACGCGGACAUAAACAAUUGUCCCUUGAACCUUUUGCAUCCAGAUGAGACCUUCUGGUCGUGGCUUGGGAAAGACCUUCCACAGAGAGAGCGCUUUACUAUAUGGACUCAAUGCUUUAGAUAUGAUCUACCUACGAUUUUCGACGCGUUUGAUAUCAAGGAAGAGAUAGCACAGGACUCAUCCGAUUCGACCAUCCUAUUUGUUGAUGUUGCCGGAGCCUCGGGUCACCAGUGUAUCGCACUCAAGAAAAGGUAUCCCGAACUCUCUGGUCGAAUUAUCCUUCAAGAUAGGCCAGAAGUCAUCCAACAGGUAAAAUCAAGUCCACUGCCUGGAUUCGAAGGUAUCGAGGCGGAACCCCACGACAUCUUCAAGCCGCAACCUAUCAAAGGUGCUCGGGCAUACUAUUUGCGUGCUAUCCUCCAUAAUUGGCCCGACGACAAAUGUAUCGAGAUCCUAAAAAAUCUCAAAGCUGGUAUGACAAAGGAGUCCAAAAUCUUGAUUGAUGACAUGGUGCUUCCAGAACGCGGUGCGCACUGGAGAGCUACUCAGUUCGACUUCAUCAUGUACUCUUACUUUGGUGCGAUGGAACGAUCGUAUGCCCAAUGGGAGGCGCUUCUUGAAAAAGCAGGACUGAAGAUCUUGAAGUUAUUGGAAUACACAAAGCAGCUCAAUGAGGCUGUCAUCGUGGCUGUUCCUACUUAGUGAACCGCGCCAAAGGCAAACUCAUGGCUCAGGGCUCGUUCUUCCUAUCCACUCAACAGA
Messenger RNA from Annulohypoxylon maeteangense, 1628 nucleotides. Its product is annotated as S-adenosyl-L-methionine-dependent methyltransferase. Gene Ontology annotation, molecular function: O-methyltransferase activity. The record is from RefSeq and is a predicted model, not a curated record. The coding region runs from base 366 to 1568 and encodes 400 amino acids. Lineage: Eukaryota; Fungi; Ascomycota; Sordariomycetes; Xylariales; Hypoxylaceae. The transcript has 6 exons.